AUGACUGAAAUUGAAAACUAUUAUAGUACAGAUACAUUGAUUAUUUUUGUGAUACGUAAUAGCUUUGCACGUAUUAUGAUGUCUAGUUUACUUGUAGUUUGCUAUGCGCGAACUAUGUGUGAAAAACAACAGCUAUGGGUCUUACCCAAAUUUUGCUAUAUUGGUCUAGUGUUUCUUAUUCUUGAUUGGUGGAUUAUUCUAUUAAAAGUUAAUAUUCAUAGAAAAUUAGUAGAAUACUUUUGGAUCAAUACUGGUGUAGCAAUAUUUAUCAUAUUCACAAUGCCGCCAUUAUGGAUUUCACGUUAUGGUUAUUUUAUACAAUCUGUUAAAAAUUUGAAAGUUCAAGCAAAACAUGCAAAUACUAAUUUAGAAUCUUAUGUUAGUGAAUGUUGGGAUUUAAAAGAGAAAAAAGAACUUGAUUUUAUAGAAUUUCGACGCACUGAAUCACUUGAACAAGCACUAUCAACCAUUAACAAGAAUAUUAGUGAAUGUAAUCAAAAAGAUGAAAUGAAUGCUGGUAGUUGGUGUUCUUACGGUAUAUGUUUAAUGAAACAAAUGCCUGAUGAAAUGUUAGAACAAGUUGUUGUACUAAGUACUAUUUGUGUGCGUUGGAUGAUUACAGGUAACUUAGGUCUUGAUCAACUUAUUACUUAUUUUAUUUCAACAGCUUCAGAUAUUGUCGAUUUUGCGUCGACUAUGGUUGGACAAAGUGAAGAACUAAUUCAAGAUAAAAAUAAAGAUAUCAUGAAAGCUAUCAUUGCUGCUUAUUUCAUAUCUCUUUCGCAAUUCAGUGUUAAUCUAUCCGGUAAACGAAAACAUAAUCAUGCGUAUGAUUUAAUAGUUUGGUCGAAGGCAAAAAUUCGAGAACGACUCCUUAUUAUAAUAGAUUUAUUGUGUAGUACAGAAAUAUGGGGUAUUCUUGCACAAAUGGCUACUGAAGAUGGUCUUUUACUUGGUUUACGUAUUUUGACUGUAAUUAAAUUUAAUGCAAGCACACUUGAAAAUUUCUUCUUUGUUGUGAAAAAUAUUCUUACUAUUGGCAUUUUUACUUAUUAUGCAGCAGCAAUAUCAGAUUCCUAUAUUCAGCAUCGUUAUUUUUAUCAACAUUAUUUCCGAAAACAAUCUCAACAAAAUGAUCAAAAAUUAGCAUCUAAAAGAUUAAUAAAGAGGAACAGCAUUCUGAAAGGAUCUCAAUCUGUUAAAAACGAAUCAAUCAAUUUGAUAUAA
Molecule: messenger RNA, 1227 nt
Organism: Rotaria socialis
Lineage: Eukaryota; Metazoa; Rotifera; Eurotatoria; Philodinida; Philodinidae
Source: the annotation of a GenBank genome assembly